Molecule: messenger RNA, 1041 nt
Organism: Cervus elaphus (red deer)
Lineage: Eukaryota; Metazoa; Chordata; Mammalia; Artiodactyla; Cervidae
Product: myeloid-associated differentiation marker-like
Exons: 2
Coding region: 1-1041 (346 amino acids)
Cellular component (GO): cell-cell junction; plasma membrane
Source: RefSeq, a predicted model, not a curated record
AUGAGCUUGCUCUCAGGUCUGGACUGCAAGACCAUCACGAGCCUCCUCCUCCGCGUGGGGCAGCUCCUCUCCGUCCUCGUGCCCAUCUUGCUGGCCAGCGAGGACGCCCUGAAGGAGGGGGUAAUCAACUGGUGCAUGUUCAUCUGGUGCAUCUGCUUCGCCCUGACCUUCGUUGGCUUUGUACUGGAGUUGGGCAGCCUCCUCAAACUGCCGUUAUGUAACAUACAGUCCCUCCUCCGCUUGUCUGAUAAGGUCCAGUACCACCUCCGCUUGUCUUGGGAUGGCAUUCUCUACGCCUUUGGCUGUUACUUCGCGGUUGUCUGCCUUGCAGCUGCCAUCAUCUUCGGCCCCACCUACAUCCAGUUCUUUUCUCCAGGCCCCACCCGGAACCGCGCCAUCACCGCCACCGCCUUCUCCUGCGUGGCUGCUCUGCUUUAUGCCAUCGAAGUGGCCUGGGUCUGUCGCCGACCCGGUAAAAUGUUCUGCUUUUGGCCGACCUUCCCAGGUGUGCUCAGGAGGCUGGAGAACUAUGUGGCCAACGUCAUCUUGGCCUUCACCUGCAACACUGACCUGUACCUGCACCAGCCGGCCCUGGUGUGGUGUGUGGCCGUGUACUGGAUCUGCUUCAUCCUGGGGGCCAUGAACUUCCUCGUGAAUGGGUGUGACUGUGACAACGACAAAAAGCUGCCCCUCCCUGUCCCCUGUUUGCUGUGGGUGCAGACUGUGCUCUCCGUCCUCCUCUAUGCCACCGCCGUGAUCCUCUGGCCACUCUACCAGUUCCACGAGAAGUUGGGGGGGCAGCCCCAGCGGUCCAGCGAUAUGAGCUGCAGUGAUCAAAUCAGCAUCUUUGUCUGCAUCUGGGACCAACAACUGGCUGUGGCCAUCCUGACAGUCAUCAACCUGCUGGUUUAUGUGGCUGACAUGGUGUAUUUAGUCCGAGAAGCUUUUAGGCUCACCUUGACAGGUGACCGGAAGAGGGAGAGGCUCACCGCACACCGUGCAGAUGGGGCCCCGUGGGCUCUGCCUGACGGAGACUGCUGA